UGUUUUGAGUAGUUAGGUCUACUUAGCCAUGGCACGAACAAAGCAGACAGCUCGGAAGUCCACCGGCGGCAAAGCGCCGCGCAAGCAGCUGGCCACCAAGGCGGCUCGCAAGAGCGCUCCGGCCACCGGUGGCGUCAAGAAGCCCCACCGCUACCGCCCCGGUACCGUGGCCCUGCGCGAGAUCCGCCGCUACCAGAAGUCGACCGAGCUGCUAAUCCGGAAGCUACCUUUUCAGCGCUUGGUACGGGAGAUCGCACAGGACUUUAAGACCGAUCUGCGCUUCCAGAGCUCGGCGGUGAUGGCGCUGCAGGAGGCUUGUGAGGCCUACCUGGUGGGGCUAUUUGAGGACACCAACCUACUCGUCUUGCUCGUCAUGUCUGGCCGCGGCAAAGGCGGGAAGGGUCUUGGGAAAGGCGGCGCUAAGCGCCACCGUAAGGUGCUGCGCGACAAUAUCCAGGGCAUCACCAAGCCGGCCAUCCGGCGCCUUGCUCGCCGCGGCGGCGUGAAGCGCAUCUCCGGCCUCAUCUACGAGGAGACCCGCGGGGUGCUGAAGGUGUUCCUGGAGAACGUGAUCCGGGACGCCGUGACCUAUACAGAGCACGCCAAGCGCAAGACGGUCACCGCCAUGGAUGUGGUCUACGCGCUCAAGCGCCAGGGCCGCACCCUCUACGGUUUCGGCGGUUGAGCGUCCUUUUCUAUCAAUAAAAGGCCCUUUUCAGGGCCACCCUA
Molecule: messenger RNA, 729 nt
Organism: Pongo pygmaeus (Bornean orangutan)
Lineage: Eukaryota; Metazoa; Chordata; Mammalia; Primates; Hominidae
Product: histone H3.1-like
Exons: 2
Coding region: 29-685 (218 amino acids)
Cellular component (GO): nucleosome
Molecular function (GO): protein heterodimerization activity; structural constituent of chromatin; DNA binding
Source: RefSeq, a predicted model, not a curated record